CUACUUGCUGCAACAAGCCUGUGAACAUCGCUGCACAUUAACUGUAGUUUGGGUUUGACGAUUUGUCUCCUCCGGCUUCAUGUCGUAUCGAGCUUCGUGGACGCUGAAAGCUGUCGGCAGAGUUGAAGCAGAGUUGAUGAGAGACUAACAGCUUGAUUUUUAAAGAUGACGUUAGCAUGAGCUUUACGUGGCUUUAUAAUGAUAGUUAGCCGAGAAGCUAAUCAGCUAAUGUUAGUUUGUUUGGCUAACGUUCCGUUGAGCUUGUUGAACGGCUGUUGAGUUUUAGCCAAUGGGGCUAAACGGCUAACUUAACGCAAGCAAAGUUUAUUUUAAUUUGCUUGAAGUGAGUGAACUCGGAUCAGAUGGUCAGCAGCACAGAGUAGAUGCUUCUGUGCUGGAUUAGCCGUUAGCCGUUAGCAGUGGAUCUGAGAGAUUUCACUGUUGAGUUGUAUACGCGUUAUGAUUCAUCCGGUUGUUUGAUGGGGCUUUCAAGGAUCAUGAUGCCGCACAAGUUCCAGCUUUUGGCUGUUUUAGCCUUUGGAGUGGCGAUGCUGUUUGUUGAGAACCAGAUCCAGAAACUGGAGGAGUCAAGAGCCAAACUCGAACGCACCAUCGCCAGACACGAGGUGGCUGAAGUAGAGCAGCGGCACAAUGAAGAUGCUGGGCGGGAAUCGUCACCGCCAGCAGACAAAGACGACAUGGUCAUCAUCUACAACAGAGUGCCGAAGACGGCCAGCACGUCCUUCACUAACAUCGCCUACGACCUCUGUGGGAAGAAUCGCUUCCAUGUCCUGCACAUCAAUACAACCAAAAACAACCCUGUCAUGUCUCUGCAAGACCAGGUGCGCUUUGUCAGGAACGUCACCUCGUGGAGAGAGAUGAAGCCCGGCUUCUACCACGGCCAUGUAGCUUAUCUGGACUUCUCCAAAUAUGGAGCGAAGGGUAAGCCGAUGUACAUAAAUGUGGUGCGGGACCCCAUAGAGCGCCUGGUGUCAUAUUACUACUUCUUACGCUUUGGAGACGACUACAGACCGGGUCUUCGACGAAGGAAACAAGGGGACAAAAAGACCUUUGAUGAGUGCGUGUCGUCAGGGGGGUCCGACUGCGCUCCGGAGAAGCUCUGGCUGCAGAUCCCCUUCUUCUGCGGCCACCAUUCGGAGUGCUGGAACGUGGGCAGUAGAUGGGCCCUGGAACAGGCCAAGUACAACCUGGUGAACGAGUACCUGCUGGUGGGAGUGACCGAGGAGCUGGAGGACUUCGUCAUGAUCCUGGAGGCAGCGCUGCCGCGCUUCUUCAAGGGAGCUACAGAGCUCUACCGCACAGGAAAGAAGUCCCAUCUGCGAAAGACCACCGAAAAGAAGCCCCCCACCAAAGAGACAAUAACCAAGCUGCAGCAGUCCGGCAUCUGGAAAAUUGAAAACGAGUUUUACGAGUUUGCGCUGGAACAGUUUCAGUUUGUGCGUGCCCACGCUGUCAGGGAAAAGGAUGGCGAGCUUUAUGUCCUGGCGCAGAGCUUCUUCUAUGAAAAGAUCUACCCUAAAGCGAACUAAAAGAGCAACGAGGAGCCGCGCAGGACAGCGACAACUCUGUUACAAGUCAUUUACACUGGGAGGAAAAGACUCGAGAGACGCCGGUGAGCGCUCGAGCGCUUUUUCUGGGACCCCACAGUACGGAAAAUCCCUUUCAGAUGCUACUGUGGAAUUUCUACCAAGAAUGUGUAUAUUUUUUUCUUUUUUUAAUUGCUGGUGCAGCUGUUGAGAAAACUUAGCAUGGAGAAACUGUCUGAACUGUGAGAGAGAAUUCAGACCCACAGCGGGCUCAAAUAUAGUGACUGAAUGCGAUACAUCUCAAACACAAGCAGCCUCUGAUUUACGGAGCUCUGUGUUUGGUUUUUCGGCGGCCGUCGAGACAUCGAGUAGUUCAACAAGUUUAAAAGCAGCUUUCAGUGUGUUUUUCUUGAAAAGGAAUUGAGCUCAGAAAGCUGUGCAGCUCCAUCAUGUGUUCUUAGUUUUUGCACAUUACGGGUUAGGUGCACAAAGUCUUGUUUACAAGUUACAGAAGAUAAAAGUAUUACCUGAGCUGCAGCUGUACAUACUGUAUUAACAUGCAGUGAACGCGUCUUUGGACCAAAUGGUAGCAAAAGAAAACAGACUGGACCGUUGCAUCCUUUGGUGCGUGACGACUAAUUUUUUAUCCCACUGAGAUGUUCUCACUUUUUUAGACAUUUAACACAUCGUAUCAGUGUUUCAUCACAGAGGUCGUGCUGUGCGUCUUUCAUUUAGCUGAUAGCUGCUGUUGUAGCCUGUAAGAGAACCACAGCUGGAGCGGGAGGCGAGCACGAAUCGAAUGUUUGGAGUACCAGAGCUUUGACUUGGUCACAGGGUCACUUUCAGCAGGAAGAGACAAGGUCAGAGGUCGAACUGAUAGUGCCUUUAUUACAACAUUUAGGACUUUUUUUUGUUUGCUCGUUUGUUUUUUUUCAGUUUCCAGUGAUCCCACAAUCAUAUUUUCUCUCUUUUCUGUAUGUUCGUAUGAACUGCAGCUCCUGUUUCUCUUCUGUUGCCCUUUAACAACCUAAACAUAAAUACAUCAUU
Messenger RNA from Chelmon rostratus (copperband butterflyfish), 2594 nucleotides. RefSeq names its product heparan sulfate 2-O-sulfotransferase 1b (gene hs2st1b). The record is from RefSeq and is a predicted model, not a curated record. Gene Ontology annotation, cellular component: membrane. Bases 480 to 1550 code for a protein of 356 amino acids. NCBI's taxonomy places the organism in Eukaryota, Metazoa, Chordata, Actinopteri, Chaetodontiformes, Chaetodontidae. The transcript has 7 exons. Gene Ontology annotation, molecular function: heparan sulfate 2-sulfotransferase activity.